Molecule: messenger RNA, 1682 nt
Organism: Vigna radiata var. radiata (mung bean)
Lineage: Eukaryota; Viridiplantae; Streptophyta; Magnoliopsida; Fabales; Fabaceae
Product: UDP-glucose 6-dehydrogenase 1
Exons: 2
Coding region: 143-1543 (466 amino acids)
Biological process (GO): glycosaminoglycan biosynthetic process
Cellular component (GO): cytosol; nucleus
Molecular function (GO): NAD binding; UDP-glucose 6-dehydrogenase activity
Source: RefSeq, a predicted model, not a curated record
UUUUCCAAAUCUAUUGUCUUCUAACAAUAUUUUUCUCAUGUUAUCAUCUAUACUCAAACACUCUUCUCUCGUAUGAUCCUUUUGCUGUGAAGUUUGAACAUUGAACAGAAAGAUAUAUUUACAAAUAUAAUACAAGGUUGAAAUGGUGAAGAUAUGUGGAAUUGGAGCUGGGUACGUGGGGGGUCCUACAAUGGCUGUGAUUGCCCUGAAAUGUCCGUCGAUUGAAGUGGCUGUGGUUGACAUAUCGGAGUCUCGCAUAUCAGCCUGGAAUAGCAAGAAACUACCUUUUUAUGAGCCUGGCCUAGAAGAAGUGGUGAAUCAGUGUAGAGGAAAGAAUCUCCUCUUCAGCAGCGAUGUGGAAAAGCACGUUUAUGAAGCAGACAUAAUCUUUGUUUCAGUUAACACCCCCACAAAAAUCAAAGGAAUCGGAGCUGGUAAAGCUGCAGACUUAACUUAUUGGGAAAGUGCGGCUAGGAUGAUAGCUGAUGUUUCCAACUCUGAUAAGAUUGUUGUCGAGAAAUCCACUGUCCCAGUGAGAACAGCUGAGGCAAUUGGGAAAAUCCUAAGUGAAAACAGUAAAAGCAAGGGAAUCAAGUACCAAAUUCUGUCAAAUCCUGAGUUUCUCUCUGAGGGAACAGCUAUUCAAGACCUUCUGAACCCUGACCGGGUUCUUAUUGGAGGGAACCAAGACCCUCAAGGUUUAGAUGCAAUCCAAAAGUUGAAGGACAUAUACGCUUAUUGGGUGCCUCAAGACAGAAUCAUAACAACAAAUUUGUGGUCGGCAGAACUGUCCAAGUUAGCUGACAAUGCCUUCUUAGCUCAAAGGAUUUCAUCUAUCAAUGCUAUGUCAGCUUUAUGUGAAGCCACCGGGGCCGAAGUCUCACAAGUUUCUCUUGCUCUCGGGAAAAACACCAAAAUUGGGCCAAAGUUUCUGAAUGCCAGUGUUGGUUUUGGUGGUUCUUGCUUUCAAAAGGACAUAAUGAACUUGGUGUACAUAUGUGAGAGCAAUGGUCUCACCCAAGUGGGAAAUUACUGGAAAGAAGUGAUCAAGGUGAAUGAGUACCAAAAGAGUAGGUUUGUGCACAGGGUUGUGACUUCAAUGUUCAACACAGUUUCUGGUAAGAAGAUUGGAAUUCUGGGGUUUGCCUUCAAGAAGGACACGAGUGACACAAGGAAAAGUCCUGCAAUUGAUGUUUGCAAAGGUCUUUUGGGAGAUAAUGCGUGUUUGAGCAUCUAUGAUCCACGCGUUACUGAGCAUCAGAUUGAAAAGGAGCUGUGUAUGGAUGGUGUUGAAUGUGUUAAUGUUGUUGGAGAUGCUUAUGAGGCAACUAGAGAUGCUCAUGGACUAUGCAUUCUUACAGAGUGGGAUGAGUUCAAGACAAUUGACUAUCAAAGAGUGUACCAGAACAUGGAGAAACCAGCUUUUGUGUUUGAUGGUAGAAACAUCUUGGAUGUUCACAAGUUAAGGGAAAUUGGAUUCAUUGUUUACUCAAUUGGGAACCCUUUAGACCAAUGCCUCAUCAACAUCAACAUCAUCAAUUGAGCGAUAUCAAAUAUGUCUCUUUUGGAGCAAUGAUACUGCUAAAUAAUUAGUGUGAUGCUUCAAGUGUGAGCCAAAAUUAUUGUUUGGUGCAGUCCAAUAAUCACUUUUUUACAUAUGCGGAAUCUGAUUUUCCUCACCA